CCUUCUCCUCCUCUUCUCUUUCUCCUCUUUUCUUCUUUUCCAUCCCCCCUGCUCGACAACACCAUCACCCCGUCGACAACCUUUUUCUCUUUCUCUCGACUCGACGCCUCUCCCAGCGCGCCGACGUCCCCUUUUAGAUCGGCAUUGCCUACCACAUUCGCUAUUUUUCGCUCAUAUCUUCUACUAAUCUCCUUUCCCCGUGGACGGAACGCGACUCCCGAGACCUCCACGAUCUUUCUUAUAUCAAGUGUUUUGCCCAUUGACGCCAACCAACCACGACCCGCAAAGCAAUCAUCAACAGGGCCGCAUACGUCGAGAGACACUUCCGCUCAACUCAACAGGACCUUUGUUGCCUGUAACCGUCGCUUCCGGUUGAUCUCUUGGAUUGAUUAUCCGCCCUUCUCUCGUUACCUCGAGGAUCGUAUCGCCAAUCGCUCGAUUCGGUCUUCGGUGGUCUUCAAUCCCCAUUUCAUCUUCAACGCUCGUUCACAAUGGUUCGAACAUCAAUAUUCGUGACCGCUUUGGCCAUCGCGUCCACGGCCUUUGCGCAACAAACCUGUGACCUUAACACCAAGUGUCCAGAGGAAGCACCCUGCUGCUCUCAGUACGGACAAUGUGGUGUUGGAGCUUACUGCCUGGGUGGCUGCGAUCCUCGUUCGUCUUUCUCCCUUGACUCAUGCACGCCCGAACCGGUUUGCCAGAGCAAGACAUACGACUUCACCAGCAUGGACCGCAUUACCUCCAAGACCAAGUACCUUGGAGAUGCCUCCAAGACUGACUGGGUCAUGGAUGGUGAUGCUGUCAUAUAUGAUAACAACGUUCUGUUGACGAUGGCUCCCGGAACAGUGGGAACCCUGUUGGCAAGCUCGACCUAUAUGUGGUACGGAAACGUGAAGGCAACAUUCAAGACCAGCAGAGGUGCAGGUGUUGUCACUGCCUUCAUUUUGCUCUCGGAUGUCAAGGACGAAAUCGAUUACGAGUUUGUCGGAGCUGCUUUGGAUACUGCUCAAUCCAACUACUACUUCCAGGGCAUUCCUGACUAUAACAAUGAACUCAACAUCAGUCUUUCAGACACUUUCGAAAACUACCACACUUACGAAAUUGACUGGACUCCGGACUCGAUCACCUGGAGCGUAGACGGACAAGUCGGCCGCGUUAAGCAGCGCACUGAUACCUGGAAUGCCACUUCCAAUCAAUGGAUGUUCCCUCAGACUCCCGCUCGUGUCCAGCUCUCCCUCUGGCCCGGUGGACUUGCCUCCAAUGGUCAAGGUACCAUCGACUGGGCAGGAGGAUUAGUUGACUGGAACUCUCCGCUUAUGACUAACGGAUACUACUAUGCAACCUUCGAAUCCGUGACUAUCUCUUGCUACAAUGCAACUUCUUCUCUCGGCACUAACACUGGUGUAUCUUACACCUAUGACAAUGCUGCCGGUACCAACAACACCGUAGUUGCUGGUGACAAGCCCACGGUUCUCAAGUCCCUCCUCGCCACGGGUACCAAUAUCUCAUCCAAAGGCUCAUCCUCCAAGUCAGCUUCCAGCACUAAGCCAUCGGCCACCGUACAGUCAAUCCCAGGUCUCACCGGCGCCGGCCCGGGAGCUGACCCUCACGCUGGAGGGGACAGUUCCAGCUCUAGCUCUAGCUCCAGCUCCAGCUCCUCCGACUCAAGCUCCAGCUCCACUCAGUCUGCGAGCGGCAGCUCCUCCACUGAUGGUAGCACCAGCGGAUUCAGCCAAGGAGGCUCCAACUCCGGCUCAAGCUCUAGCUCCAGCCACAGCUCCAGCGGUGCAGACAAGCUCGGCGCGACUCAAGAGAAAGUGUUGCAGGGUAGCCUGUUCGCUGGUAUCGUGGCAAUGGUUGCCAUGGUCGUUCUGUGAGAGUAACCAGCUGUCUGACGCUGGAUCUGGGCGGGAUCGAUCUUGCAUUUUC
Molecule: messenger RNA, 1929 nt
Organism: Amorphotheca resinae ATCC 22711
Lineage: Eukaryota; Fungi; Ascomycota; Leotiomycetes; Helotiales; Amorphothecaceae
Product: glycoside hydrolase family 16 protein
Exons: 4
Coding region: 492-1877 (461 amino acids)
Biological process (GO): carbohydrate metabolic process; fungal-type cell wall organization
Cellular component (GO): fungal-type cell wall
Molecular function (GO): hydrolase activity, hydrolyzing O-glycosyl compounds; glycosyltransferase activity
Source: RefSeq, a predicted model, not a curated record